This is a messenger RNA of Hippopotamus amphibius kiboko, 3331 nucleotides long. RefSeq names its product polypyrimidine tract binding protein 1 (gene PTBP1). The coding region runs from base 419 to 2002 and encodes 527 amino acids. Gene Ontology annotation, molecular function: mRNA binding. Gene Ontology annotation, cellular component: nucleus. The transcript has 15 exons. Gene Ontology annotation, biological process: mRNA processing; regulation of RNA splicing; regulation of cell differentiation. Lineage: Eukaryota; Metazoa; Chordata; Mammalia; Artiodactyla; Hippopotamidae. The record is from RefSeq and is a predicted model, not a curated record.
GCUCCGGCCUGAGCGCCCGGCGGCGGGCGCGGGUGUCCGGGGAUGGGGCGCUUCGAGCCCGCGCUCCUCCCUGCGCCCGGAGACGUGCCCGGAGGGUCACGUGCCCUCGGCGCCUCGGGUUUGAAAUGAUAGGUUUCAGGCUGAGUUGAGGGCAGCCUGGUAGGAAAGUUGCUGCAGCAAGAGGAACUUGAUCGGCUCGUGGUCCGCCUUCCGCCCUGGCGGGGAUGGACUUGCCCCAGAGGACCGCUUCCCGCGCCAGCGAGCCGGGCGCCCGGAAGCCCGCCGGGGGAGCCCCGGUGGGAAGGGUUCUCUUGGCCGUCCGGUCACGUUCUCGAGCAUCGUCCCAGACAUAGCAGUUGGUACAAAGCGGGGAUCCGACGAGCUCUUCUCUGCCUGUGUCACUAACGGACCCUUUAUCAUGAGCAGCAACUCGGCCUCUACAGCAAAUGGAAAUGACAGUAAGAAGUUCAAGGGGGACAACAGGAGCGCAGGCGUGCCCUCCAGGGUGAUCCACAUCCGGAAGCUGCCCAGUGACGUCACCGAGGGAGAGGUCAUCUCCCUGGGGCUGCCCUUCGGGAAGGUCACCAACCUGCUGAUGCUCAAGGGGAAGAACCAGGCCUUCAUCGAGAUGAACACGGAGGAGGCUGCCAACACCAUGGUGAACUACUACACGUCGGUGACGCCCGUGUUGCGCGGGCAGCCCAUCUACAUUCAGUUCUCCAACCACAAGGAGCUCAAGACGGACAGCUCACCCAACCAGGCGCGGGCCCAGGCGGCCCUGCAGGCAGUGAACUCGGUGCAGUCGGGAAACCUGGCCUUGGCCGCCUCGGCCGCGGCGGUGGACGCGGGGAUGGCGAUGGCAGGCCAGAGCCCCGUGCUCCGGAUCAUCGUGGAGAACCUCUUCUACCCGGUGACCCUGGACGUGCUGCACCAGAUCUUCUCCAAGUUUGGCACCGUCCUGAAGAUCAUCACCUUCACCAAGAACAACCAGUUCCAGGCGCUGCUGCAGUACGCCGACCCCGUGAGCGCCCAGCACGCCAAGCUGUCGCUGGACGGCCAGAACAUCUACAACGCCUGCUGCACGCUGCGCAUCGACUUCUCCAAGCUCACCAGCCUCAACGUCAAGUAUAACAACGACAAGAGCCGUGACUACACACGCCCCGACCUGCCGUCCGGUGACAGCCAGCCUUCGCUGGACCAGACCAUGGCUGCAGCCUUCGGUGCACCUGGUAUAAUGUCAGCCUCUCCGUAUGCAGGAGCUGGUUUCCCUCCCACCUUUGCAAUUCCUCAAGCCGCAGGCCUCUCUGUCCCCAACGUGCACGGGGCCCUGGCGCCCCUGGCCAUCCCGUCAGCGGCGGCGGCGGCGGCGGCUGCGGGCCGGAUCGCCAUCCCAGGCCUGGCGGGGGCAGGAAACUCCGUCCUGCUGGUCAGCAACCUCAACCCCGAGAGAGUCACACCCCAAAGCCUCUUUAUUCUUUUCGGCGUGUACGGCGACGUGCAGCGGGUGAAGAUCCUGUUCAACAAGAAGGAGAACGCCCUGGUGCAGAUGGCCGACGGGAGCCAGGCCCAGCUGGCCAUGAGCCACCUCAACGGGCACAAGCUGCACGGGAAGCCGGUGCGCAUCACGCUCUCCAAGCACCAGAACGUGCAGCUGCCCCGCGAGGGCCAGGAGGACCAGGGCCUGACCAAGGACUACGGCAACUCGCCGCUGCACCGCUUCAAGAAGCCCGGCUCCAAGAACUUCCAGAACAUCUUCCCGCCCUCGGCCACGCUGCACCUCUCCAACAUCCCGCCCUCCAUCUCCGAGGACGAUCUCAAGAUUCUUUUCUCCAGCAACGGCGGCAUCGUCAAAGGGUUCAAGUUCUUCCAGAAGGACCGCAAGAUGGCGCUCAUCCAGAUGGGCUCGGUGGAGGAGGCCAUCCAGGCGCUCAUCGACCUGCACAACCACGACCUGGGCGAGAACCACCACCUGCGGGUGUCCUUUUCCAAGUCCACCAUCUAGGCCGCCGCCAAGGACCAGCCUGCCGGGCACCCGGCGACAACUUCCAUCAUUCCAGAAAAAAGCCACUUUAAAAAGCAGCUGAAGUGACCUUAAAAGACCAGAGAUUUUAUUUUUUUAAAGAGAAAUCAGUUUACCUGUUUUUAAAAGAAAUUAAAUCUAAUUCCCUCGCUCACCUUGGGGAAGUGGGGUGCCAGCCUCAUGCCCUCGGGGACGGCGGAGGCCCCGCCCGGCCGGCCCCGUGCCCGUGCCUUCUGCAGCCUGCGCGGCGGGCGCUUCCAGACCUCCCCUUGGCUUUCUUGUGCCUUAAACCCGCCGCUCGGGCAGGGCCUUCCUGGGGUAGCAGCCGGGUAGGGCUUUGGGGGCCCGCGGGGCCAGCCUCCCGUGGGAUCAUGUGUCUGCCGUGCUGGGGGGCCGGGGGCGGCCGCCCCCCGUCCUUUAAUCAAGUGUGUGAUUUCCCUCUCCUCCCCCCCCGUUGCUUGUUCAGCCUCGUUUCCACCGUGAUCUCUGUGUUACGCUUUGAUGCAGCUGCGGACGCCUGUGCCUAUAGCAACGUUUCCAGUUGACCAAAUAUUCUACUCUUCAUUUAUAUGCAAAAGAAAUAGUUUUAAGUAACUUUUUAUAUAGCAAGAUGAUACAAAUGGUAUGUGUAACCUAAAUUUCCUUCUCGUGGUAUGACCUUGUAUACUGUACUUAUAUUUUAUCCUUGUCACUGAGUCGCAGGGCAGGAUCUAGUUUCCAGGGCAGACACAGCGGGGCCGGCGCGUCUGCGACCUCCCGAUGCCUUACUCACCCGACUGUCCUCUGUCCCGGAGGACACACGCUCUUAAACGUUCAGGGUUUCUUUCCUCCUGCAAAUUUUGGACCAAAGUUUUGUUUCUGUUUUCUGUCUGCCUCUAGUGCUGGGGCCCCAGGAGGUGGGGGUCCUCCGGUCUCCGCCGCCUCGUCCUGCCCUCACGGGUCCAAAGGGGCGCCCCGCGCAGGCCCUGUGCUGGCCGGCCCGCCCUCGGGGCCUGGGCCUCGAGUUUGCAGGUGGGGUGGAGCAAGGGUGUAAAUAUUUAUAAUUUUUUAUACCUGUUGUAAGACGUGAGGGGCAGCAACUGCGGUUUUUUAUGGUGACACAGAUGUAUAUUUUGAUAACAGCAAUUACAGGCUCAGUAUUGUAAGGAGCACGGCAGGCGCUGCCCGCCGCCGGCUUGUGAUGCGGAGAGAACUGAAUUAAAGCGAUUUUAUAACAACGACUACCUUUUCUGUAGGCUCUUCUUUCCUGUGCCCUGUAGACGGCAGCCUGGCCAGCCUGUAUUGGACUGAAUAAACGCUCUGUACCCUGCA